Cotesia congregata is the source of this 609-nucleotide messenger RNA. Lineage: Eukaryota; Metazoa; Arthropoda; Insecta; Hymenoptera; Braconidae. The record is from the annotation of a GenBank genome assembly.
AUGAUAGAACCUGCUGAAGGGACUACGUGCGGCUCUCAAAAAAUUCACGAUAAAAUGACGCCAGAAGAACUGAUGCGAAUUUUUGGAAUUUCGCUUGCCGAUGAAGUCCCGGAGUACGAAGCGGUACCAAUUUAUGCCAAAAGCUUAGACAAAAAUAAUGGUAUAUACAUAACGUUGAACCCAUUCGGUAAGAAUUUGAAAAUGUGGCUCACUCCAAAUGAUGGGAUACUAGCCGGUGAAGACAUGCCGAUUGUUUCUUUGAAAACUAAUAAACAAGGUCUUAUCGACAUAACGAAAUACUCAGGGUUCAUUAGACAAGCUCUUCCAAAACUGUACGAGAAUAAACUGUAUGCAGCUACAUUCGCGGUUAACAAUCAUCGUACUGGAAGAAUGAGUCUGGUAAGACGAUUUCUCAUUAAUAAAAGCUCAAAAUAUGAAAGUUUUGUUGGUGAUUAUUACGUUCAACCAGUACCUUCACGACUUGUAAAACACGCUAGAAGACAAGCAAGAGCUAUCGACGAUUCAUUUGAUCAUGAAGAAUAUGAUCAUGUUUAUCAUUUUGUUCAUAAAAUACCCAACUCGAAAAUGAAUAAACAAGCUGGUAAGUAA